CCGGCGGCGGGCGGCGGGACGCACGGGGCGGCCAGGGGCCGGGGAGGCACCGGCCAGCGCCAUGGACCUGAUAUCAGCGCUAAGCCUGGGAGAGCUAGCGCUCAGCUUCUCGCGGGUGCCGCUCUUCCCAGUCUUCGACCUCAGCUACUUCAUCGUCUCCAUCAUUUACCUGAAGUAUGAGCCAGGAGCUGUGGAGCUGUCGCGGCGCCACCCGGUGGCGUCCUGGCUGUGUGCCAUGUUGCACUGUUUCGGGAGUUACAUCCUGGCCGACCUGCUCCUCGGGGAGCCCAUCAUCGACUACUUCAGCAACAGCUCCAGUAUCCUGCUGGCCUCUGCGGUGUGGUACUUGAUUUUCUUCUGUCCCUUGGACCUCUUCUACAAAUGCGUCUGCUUCCUGCCGGUGAAACUCAUCUUUGUGGCUAUGAAGGAGGUGGUGAGGGUCCGAAAGAUUGCCGUGGGCAUCCAUCACGCACACCACCAUUACCACCACGGAUGGUUCAUCAUGAUCGCCACCGGGUGGGUCAAAGGCUCUGGUGUCGCCCUCCUGUCCAACCUGGAGCAGCUGCUUCGAGGAGUCUGGAAGCCAGAGACCAAUGAAAUCCUGCACAUGUCCUUCCCCACCAAGGCCAGCCUGUACGGAGCCGUCCUGUUCACCCUGCAGCAGACCCGCUGGCUCCCCGUGUCCAAGGCCAGCCUCAUCUUCGUCUUCACCAUGUUCAUGGUGUCGUGUAAGGUAAGCAUGUGACCUCCACGCCCCUGAGAUGGGGUGCGGGAACUCGGACACCCCCAGGGUACAGGGUCCACAUGAGAUAGACGGGAGAAAUUCAUUGGGAGGUUGAGGGAUGAGGGCUGAGGAAGAGAAUGGGCCUUGGGGGUGUAGGCUGGGGGUGCUGGUGGCCUGUAUGGGAGGCCAUGGGACAGGGAGCUGGAAGUCACUGUGAGUGUGACCCGUAGGGUCCACUGUAACUGAUCAAACACCCAGAAGGGGCUUGGGCCUUCCCUGUCCUUCCGCAGGGCUGGAGAAUGUUGUCCCUAGCUCCCCAAGCAUAGACGGGCCUGCCUAGGUAUGGUCCAUCCCUGGAGAAGAACAUAGCCUUGGAAAAGGGAUGAGCCCAGAUAUGGAGGCUGAGGCAGGAGGAUCGACAUGAGUUUGAGGCCAGCCUGGGCUAUGUAGUAAGUUCCAGGCUAGCUAGGGUUACAUAGUGACAUUCUAUCUCAUAAGACCAAAACAACACCCCUACCCCACCCCAGGCCCUGUGGGAGGGAAAUGGGCCCAGGAUCAGGAGUUCAAGGUCAUCUUCAGCUACACAGCAAGUUUGGGACCAGCCUGGGCUACAUAAGACCCUGUGUCAAAAUAUAACAC
Messenger RNA from Peromyscus eremicus (cactus mouse), 1363 nucleotides. It is a transcript of the gene Tmem38a, whose product is annotated as transmembrane protein 38A. The coding region runs from base 62 to 745 and encodes 227 amino acids. Gene Ontology annotation, biological process: potassium ion transmembrane transport. Gene Ontology annotation, molecular function: identical protein binding; potassium channel activity. Gene Ontology annotation, cellular component: membrane. The transcript is spliced from 5 exons. The record is from RefSeq and is a predicted model, not a curated record. NCBI's taxonomy places the organism in Eukaryota, Metazoa, Chordata, Mammalia, Rodentia, Cricetidae.